Messenger RNA from Xenopus laevis (African clawed frog), 1965 nucleotides. Its product is annotated as tubulin monoglycylase TTLL3-like. The transcript has 15 exons. The record is from RefSeq and is a predicted model, not a curated record. Bases 1 to 1965 code for a protein of 654 amino acids. Lineage: Eukaryota; Metazoa; Chordata; Amphibia; Anura; Pipidae.
AUGUAUAUGUUCUUUCUCAUUCAGAAACCACAGGACAAACUUGAACCUGAAGAAAUCCAAGUGGACCUUAAAGAACCUUCAGAAAAUGUCACCGAUGCUGUCUGCCAGCAACCUCAGAAAUCUGUGGACAUCAAUGUUCAGCAGAAGGAGCAGAAGGAGCAGAGCAAAGAAGAACCACUAGAAACUCAACCUGGUGAAGUUAGUGGCAACACAGAAACAGAUAAGAAACCUAAUGAUUCACCUUUAGGGAAAAAUUGUUUUUCUGCCAUACGGAAAGUUAUACACCAUAGGAGAGAACGUGCAGAAUGCCGGAGGCGCUUCAAAGCUCAACUUGAAGCUGCAAUUGAGAAGAAGAACAUAUUCUGGCUUCAAUAUAACAAUCCUGACCUCCAUAGAGGCCUGCUGAGAAGAGGAUGGAUGGAGAAGAAUUCCCUCACCUUUAAUGCUGGUUCCUCCGACACUACGUUUCUUGAUGAAAGCGGGACCUAUAAACAUGAGUUGAAGGUUUGGUACAACGUACAACCCAACCUCAUCUGGGGAUUACGAUCCUUGGUAAAGACUUCUCUGAAUAAGGACCAGAUGAUCAAUAAUUUCAAAGAAACACGAUCCUUCACAACCAAGAUUGGUCUGUGCAAGAGUUUAAGUGAACUGCAUUGGUAUGCUGACGAGGAUCCACACACAUUCUUCCCUCGAUGCUACUACCUAGUAGAUGAAGCGGACAGGCAAGCAUUCACUGAUGACUUCAGGAUGACUGCUGCCCGUAAUAUCCUUAAAUGGGUUUUAAGAAACAAUGGGAAGACUUUACAAGGUGAAGAUGUUAUUCCCAGCCAAAGAGAAAAGGAAGAAAACACUGCUAUGUGUCGGUCAGUUGCUAACAGGAGAGAUCAUGGCGAUGCUGUGACGGUUACAGAAGAUGUUAUAGAAGCAGCCCUUCUGGCUUGUAAAAUGCAUCUGGAUAUCUUGGAAAAUAAAGAUAUCGACAAUGACUUGGAGCCCGUAUCUGCCGCAGUGGCUGCAAAUUGGGAAACAUUCCUAUGCAGCUACUACCAGAUUAUUCAUCACGGCGCACACAUACAGAAUUCUGAGAAGUAUGUGGAACACUGCCGCAGUGUUUUACGUAAGCUGGAGCCAGUGACCCCACAACUGGAUAUCGACGGAGAAAGAAACAUCUGGAUCAUAAAACCAGGCGCUAAAGCUAGAGGACAAGAUAUACAUUGCAAUGAUUGUUUGGAAGACAUACUUGAUCUAGUGGAAAACAAUCCAGCACUUACCAUGAAUAUGCUAUGGGUAGCACAGAAGUACAUAGAGAGGCCACUUCUUGUACAUGGAACCAAAGUCGAUCUCCGUCAGCAUUUCUUGAUAACGGACUGGAACCCAUUAACCAUCUGGUUCUAUAAGGACAGUUUCCUCCGUUUCUCGACAAGGCGCUUCACACUGGAGAGUUUAGAUACCUCUAUCCAUUUGUGUAACAACUCAGUACAACGGAACUUAUCGAUUGCACGUAAUUGUCACCCCGAUGUGCCAGGAGACAAGAUGUGGCACAGUGACAGAUUCAAGGAGUACCUUCGUACAAUUGGAAAAGAGCAUGUCUGGGAUUCAGUCAUUAUACCAGGGAUGAAAAAAGCUCUCAUUCACGCUAUGCAGGUUUCCCAGGGUCAAUCAGAUUACAGAAAAAACAGCUUUGAUAUUUUUGGUGCUGAUUUUAUGUUUGGAGAAGACUUCCAGCCCUGGCUACUCGAGAUCAAUCUGAAACCUGAUUUAUUUAAAUACACUGCAGCGAUGGAGAAGCUUGUUCCAUUCAUGUAUGAGGACCUGCUCCGUGUGUUGAUUGACCACAAGAAUGACCCUAACUGUGACGUGGGAGCAUUUGAACUGAUAUAUAAAAAGGAAGAAAUCGCAAAACCUAAACAUACCAGAAAAAGCCUGCUAGUGAAAGGAUGCUCAAUUAAAAAGCCUGCGGGAUAG